AUGAAGACGAGAUCCAGUGAUGUACAAGGAUCUAACAGAGGGAAGAGGAAAGCUCCAGAGGGAGACGACAAUGACAGAGGAGGGAAGAGACGAUCGGUGCAGAGCGACGAACAGAAAACCGCUCCUCAGGUCAACGAUCAUGGUAGAGGGAAGAAACGAUUGGCACCGAUCAACGAACAGAAGAAGAGGAAGAUACUCAAAGGAAUCCACGGCUGUGUUUCUCCUCAUACUUGCCGUUCGAGCUUCUCCUGGUUUGAGCAGGACAUAUGGACAUACAUAGCAAGGUUUUUGGACGGUAAAUCACUGGUGAUGCUGGGACCAACAAGCAAAUGGUUUAACACGACGGUGAUGGAUGAUUCUAUUUGGAGGUUUGCCUACUUGCGUGAUCUUCAGGUCCCUAAGCCGUGUCUAGUUUCUUCAAGCUGGAACAAGAUCUAUGCUUCUGCUUUUGUCAUGUUAAUACAGUAUGUUUCUUCAUUUUCUGAUCACAAACUCAUUUUAUCUGGUUCUGACACUGAAAUUACAGACUGGAUGCGUAUUGGUGCCUUUACUCUCGACUCUCGAAUGUCUCUCCUGACUGAGAGUUUGAAUGGUCAAUUGAAAGUCCCAAGGGAAGGAAACAUUGAACAAAUGCUGCAAUCCAGUGGUUCAUGUAUCAUAGAAGACAUCAAAAGUGGUAUCUGGAUUGCAGAUUUACAGCUUGUUCGUUGCCCUAUCUGUGACCUCAGUACCUGUGAUGGAACAAUGCAAACACUUGAUAGUAGGCAUAUUGAACUGUUCCUGAAUGAAGGAUACAAAGAUGGAAGCUGGGACUACAAUCUCAUCGGAUCUCAUAAGGUACAGAAAGACACAAAUGCAGCUUGUGGAGCCAUAUUUGAUCUCAAACACCUUAAAGCAUCUUCAGCCUCAGGUAUUCUCCACCUCAAGUCUUGGAUCGGAGAGCCAGAUGAUUCCCAACCCAAAGCAGUUAUCACAACCCACGCAGUAGCUGUCCACACAAGGUUACAGAAAAACGAAGGAAUCCUUGUGAAAUAUCAGACGAUGAAGGCGGGAAUUGACGGUGACGUUGUUGCCAUCAGAAUCUCCCAGCAGCUACUCUGA
Molecule: messenger RNA, 1101 nt
Organism: Eruca vesicaria subsp. sativa (arugula)
Lineage: Eukaryota; Viridiplantae; Streptophyta; Magnoliopsida; Brassicales; Brassicaceae
Source: the annotation of a GenBank genome assembly